This is a messenger RNA of Gadus morhua (Atlantic cod), 1891 nucleotides long. RefSeq names its product tetraspanin 33b (gene tspan33b). The record is from RefSeq and is a predicted model, not a curated record. NCBI's taxonomy places the organism in Eukaryota, Metazoa, Chordata, Actinopteri, Gadiformes, Gadidae. The transcript has 8 exons. Bases 122 to 934 code for a protein of 270 amino acids. Gene Ontology annotation, cellular component: plasma membrane.
UCUUUUUUUUUUCUUUUUUUUUACAGCAGCUGAUUCCCACGGUGGCAAGAGAGAAACUGCUCCCGGUUGUAGAUAUUUGCCAAGAACUGGAAAAAAUACAUAAAAAAAACAAUAGCUCAGCAUGGACAGGAUCCAGAACCUAAACCGCGCGGAAACCUUCUCCUACAUCAACCCCUGGAUUAGAUACUUCCUCUUCUUCUUCAGCUUGUUGUUCUGGGUUUUCUCCUUGUUGAUUGUCAUGAUAGGUGUGUAUGCCAAGGUGCAGAAAGCAACAGACACCGUGAGGGACACCUUCCUCAUCGACCCGGCCGUCGUGCUCAUCGCGGUGGGGGUGGUCAUGUUCUUCAUCACCUUUUGCGGCUGCGUCGGAGCUCUGCGGGACAACAUCCGUCUCCUGAGAGCGUUCUCCUUCAGUCUGACCCUGGUCUUCCUCACCCAGCUGUCCAUAGCAGUCCUGGGGUUCUUUUACUCGGAUCAGACGCGCCAUGCUGUGGGGAAAUUUGUGAAGAAGGCCAUAGUACACUACAGAGAUGACUUGGAUCUACAGAACCUGAUGGAUUACAUACAGAAAGAGUUUAAAUGCUGCGGGUGGAACGACUACACCGACUGGUCGUGGAACCUCUACUUCAACUGUACAGAGGGGAACCCGAGCACGGAGCGCUGUGCCGUGCCCUUCUCCUGCUGCACCCCCAUCCCAGGAGAGGCCGUGAUCAACACCAUGUGUGGCUUCGGCGUCCAGGCGCAGAACUCCUUGGAGGCCGAUAGGUCCAUCUACCCCGUCGGCUGUGCAGACAGAGCCGUGGUUUGGAUCGAGUCCCACCUGCUGCUGGUGGGAGCUCUUACCCUGGGUCUAGCCCUCCCCCAGAUCGCGGGCAUUGUGCUGUCCCAGAUCCUGAUCACCCAGAUCCAGGACGAGAUCAGCGCUGUGUUGUGAGGCCCCGCCCCCGGACACCGGGGAGGAAGGCGGGAUAAAGGGAGGAGCGCAGACCUGACAGCAACCGGUGACAUCUGUAGAGGAAGUCUUGUUUUCCCCUGUCACCCCCACCGCUAACCGCUUUCAAGUACAAUCUCUCCUUGUUUAUUGUGCUGUUGCCGUGGGGACACCGGAUGGUACGGGUCAUGAGCAGUGGGAAGAAGCUACAACUGUGAGUCCAUAGAGCGGAAGGUGAAAACGUUUGGCUUUAUUGAUUUGGUAUUGGUAUUUGGUAUCGAUUGGUUUUCAAUGUAUUUUCAGAACUUAUCUUUUUUUUUUUACCUGGGAAGUAUUUAAUUGUUCAUGUGAUUUAUUUGAGCGGCACACAUUUGUUCUUUUAAGAAAUAAGUUUUUUUGAAACAUUGUUUUGGGGUUAAUAACAUCCUAGCAUUAUGGUGGACACAGUACAGGUACAUUUAUUUUUGUCAGAGCAUUUUCAUUUAUUGUUUGUGGAAUUCCUGCAAAUAUGUAAAAAAUACUUCUAAAAUGAAUGUCUUACCAUAGCUUUAAGAGGUAUUAAAAAUGCAAUGGGCAACAUGGGGUUUGUGUGAUUACAUAUUUCGCUGCAUAGACCAGCUGUCAUCCAGCAAACCUUCCUUCAUAGUAAUUAAUGCGGGGAAUGUAGAUGCCUUCGGGAAGGGGAUGGGGUUGGAAUGUGCAAUGUUGCAUUCUAGCCGUGGAGUGCUCUCUGGAUCAGAUGAGUGGGGAGUUAUCUCUCUGAGCAUUUCUUUCCGUCAGCAGACACCUGCAGGAGAGGGAGAGAACACAGAGAUCAAUGGACAUCUUCAAUCCUUCCCCUGUCAGGCCUUAUAGGGGAGAACAGAAAAAAAACAAUCAAUAUACAAGACUACUAUAAUAAUAUACCGGUACUACUAAUUAUAAUAUAUAUACAGAUCUUUGAAGAUAGUCGGAGUGAGA